Sporothrix schenckii 1099-18 is the source of this 2301-nucleotide messenger RNA. RefSeq names its product Ca2+:H+ antiporter. Gene Ontology annotation, molecular function: calcium:proton antiporter activity. Gene Ontology annotation, biological process: intracellular calcium ion homeostasis; calcium ion transmembrane transport. The record is from RefSeq and is a predicted model, not a curated record. The transcript has a single exon. NCBI's taxonomy places the organism in Eukaryota, Fungi, Ascomycota, Sordariomycetes, Ophiostomatales, Ophiostomataceae. Gene Ontology annotation, cellular component: fungal-type vacuole membrane. Bases 1 to 2301 code for a protein of 766 amino acids.
AUGGACUCCCAUGCUGGCCAGACUCUCGACUUUGCCGGCAGCAUCCUCGACGACGACGACAACGACGACGACAUAUACAACAACCGUAGCAGCGCGACCAGUGUGAACGAAUUUCGGCACGAUACAAAUCCGGUGGGACGCGACGACAGCAGAGUCGGCGGCGGUGACGAGCUGCGGCCGGUGAUGGCCCACAGCCGUGCCUAUUCCGCGGCAGGCGAUGCUGGACAAGGUGGCGUCGGCAUUGGCGUUGGGGUGGGCAGCAAUGGCGGAGGCGGCGGGACCGUCCGCCGCAUUCUGCGCUUCUUUGUGCGGACGCUGAGCCGCGGCGGGCAUGCGAGCUACCGGGAGCUGUCCAUGCGGUCGAUGCCCGGUGUUGUUGUCGACGGCAGCGAGCCGUUGACGCCCAUGGUGGACGAGUUUGGCUUUGGCGAUGCGGACGUUGACGCGGACGUUGAUGCGGACGAGGUGGCCACGUCCUGCAUGGCCUCGCUGCGCCAGAUGCUGCUGUCGUCGUGGCUCAACACGCUGCUCGUGUUCGUGCCCAUUGGCAUCGUCACCUACCUGACGCACACGAGCCCCAUUGCCAUCUUCGCCACCAACGCCAUUGCCGUGAUCCCGCUGUCGUCGCUGCUGACGGCCGCGACCGAGCGCGUCGCCAGCGACGCCGGCGACACCGUGGGCGCGCUGCUCAACAUCAGCCUGGGCAACCUGGUCGAGCUGAUCCUCUUUAUCGUGGCGCUCGUCAACAACCAGGUCCGUGUCGUGCAGGCGUCGAUCCUGGGCUCCAUCCUGGUCAACUCGCUGCUGAUCCUGGGCACGGCACUGCUGGCCACGGGCCUGACGGACAACGAGCCCGUGUACAACACGGCCGAGACGCAGCUGCUGAGCUGUCUGCUGUUUGCGUCCGUGUUUGUGUUUCUGAUGCCGACCGCCUUUGGCUACACCUUUGACAAAUCCAAGCACGUGUCCAAGGCCACGCUGCAGAUGAGCCGCGUGUCCUCGCUCAUGGUGCUGCUCAUUUACCUGCUGUACUUUGUGCACGAGCUGCGGGCCCGGCCCAUUGCGGCGGGCCAUGCGAACGGUGCCGGCAGUGGCAGUGGCAGUGGCAGUACGAGCGACGACGACAGCGAGCGUGGCCUGUCGACACCGACGACGCCAACGACGCCAACAGCAGCAUCAACCGCCACACCAACAACAGCAUCGGCACGACCUGUCGUGCUCGUGUCGUCAUCGAGCACGUCCACACCCGAGUGCCAACAGGUGGCCUCCGCGUCCGGUGUUGUCAUCAACAGUGCCGCUGUACCCCAGCCGCGCUCCGUCCGCUUUGCCGAUGCUGUGUCUUCGACCCAUCCUGUAAAACCAACGUUGUCGUCAUCCUCGUCGUCCUUGUCCUCGUCGUCAAACGGCAUCGAGAUGCACCGCAUGGACGACUUUGACAUGAAUAGCAACACCAUCCCCUCGCGGCCGUACCCGCACGCACACACCCGCAUGCACUCGCAUUCACACUCACGCUCCAUCUCCGUUGACUCCAUACGAGCCGGCGUACGCCGCAGUCGUGCGUCGUCCUUAUCGGGCGGUGCAGGCGGUGUUGGCGUCGGCGGCGGGAUGUCGUCGUCCGGCGGGCCGGGCAGCGGCUUUACGGCCAUCUCCGGACCCGGCCUGAUGCGAUCGGGCAUCACGGCCCUCCAGAUCAUGCGCGACAACCAGCAGCAGGCACAGGCACAGCAAGCCAGUCGCGUCAGCCUCGAGAGCAGCGGCAGUGCGGCGGACCGUGCCAGCCUCCUGCGCGACGGCGGCGCCCCGUCCUACCACCACGGCGACCUGCACCCGCCCGCCCAGCGCCGCCGCGGCGAGUUCAUAAUGGCCGUCAUUGUGCUGAUCGUCGCGUCGGCGCUCAUGUCCGUCAACGCCCAGUUCCUGGUCGACACCAUUGACGACGUCACCCACCAAGGCCACUUGUCGGAGUCGGUCAUUGGCCUCAUCAUCCUGCCCAUUGUCGGCAACAUUGCCGAGUACGUCACGGUCGUGUCGGUGGCCCUGCGCGACAAGCUGGACCUGGCCAUUUCCGUCGCCAUUGGCUCCUCCAUCCAGAUCGCGCUGUGCGUCACGCCGCUGACGGUCGGCGCCGGCUGGAUCCUGAACCGCAACCUGUCGCUCACGUUCACCUUCUUUGAGAUGGCGGCGCUGGUCGGCACGGCGCUGCUGGUGGGCCUGCUGGUGUCGAGCGACGGCGACCGCAAGCUGCGGACGUGUGGUCUCAAGGGCGCGCUGAUGUGCGCCUGUUAUGUGAUUAUCGGGUGA